GAUUGACCCAGCUCUCAGCCGGCGGAAGAUUACAUGCGAGACCCCGCGCGAUCCCGCUUCCCUUUGUCGGGACAGCCUGCGAGACUUCGCCCCGAGCCCCACGCGUGAGGGCGACAUGAACGCGCUGGCUUUGCGACCAGGCCGGACCCGCGACCGCUUCUGUCAACCCGAGCCAGCCCUCCUGCCCCCGGGGUGACGUGCAGCCCGCCGCCCAAACACAUGGCCCCAAGCCCAAGACCCCAACAUACCCUGCCCUGGAGGGAUGUUCACUCCUUCCACCUCCUGUCUCCACUGAUGGGCUUCCUCAGCCGGGCCUGGAGCCGCCUGAGGGGCCCGGAAGUCCCAGAGCCCUGGCUGGCACUAACAGGAGCAGAUCAGAGAGAGGCCAGCUCUCCGCUGACAUCUCCCCUUGUCUCCGGGAACCACCUCCCUCAGGGGGAGGCUGAAGAGAGUGGGGAAGCUGAAGGCAGUGUAGCAGCCCAGGGGCCCUGCCUUGAUGUGGAAGACACCAGUUCCCCUCCCGAAACUUGGGGACUUUCAAAGAGUGACAACCAUGAAAAGCGACAUCCAGCUGGCCUGCCUGUACUCCAUCCCCCUGGCCUGCAGGGAGCUGAUAAGAGCCUUGGGGGGGUGGUGGCUAAAGAAGAGGGAGUGACUGAGCUGCCUUAUCCCACAUCACACCCGGAGGGUUGUCCAGCCGAGGAUGAGGAGGAUGGAGAAACUGUGAAGAAGGCUUUCCAAGCCUCUGCUGCUUACUUGCCUCCAGGAUACAAACCCAGAACUUCUUCCUGUUGCCCAGGGGAGGCAGAACAGCGAGCCACGGAGGAAAAAGGAACAGAAAAUAAAGCUGACCCCCCCAACUCUCCUCCUUCAGGUGCCAACUCCAGAGCCUGGGAAGACUGCUUGAGAGAGGCUCCUAAGCAGCAAGGGCAAGCCAACCCAGAGCCACACAGGACAGGGCAGGGUCAGCCUCAUCAGAAUGAAGAGGGAAAAGCUGAGGCCUCAUCCUUGGCUGUCUGUGCUGGGAAUGCCCUCCUGAAGGCCUGGGGGCACCCCCCAGGAGAGGACACAGAGGAAGAUGACAGUGACUGGGGACCAGCUGAGGAAGAUGGCACCCAGAGCCACGCCACCCCGCAUACAAGUGCCCUCCUGAAGGCCUGGGUGUAUCGUCCGGGAGAGGACACAGAGGAAGAUGACAGCGACUGGGGACCUACUGAGGACGACGGAGACCAGAGCCAUGCUGCCCCGCAUGCAAGUGCCCUCCUGAAGGCCUGGGUGUAUCGUCCAGGAGAGGACACAGAGGAAGACAGUGAUUUGGAAUCAGCAGACCAGACCUGUGCCACCCCACAUACAAGUGCCCUCCUGAAGGCCUGGGUGUAUCAUCCGGGAGAGGACACAGAGGAAGAUGACAGCGACUGGGGACCGACUGAGGAGGACGGAGACCAGAGCCAUGCUGCCCUGCAUGCAAGUGCCCUCCUGAAGGCCUGGGUGUAUCACCCAGGAGAGGACACAGAGGAGGAGGAGGAGGACAAUGAGAGUGUGGUCCCAGAUGAUUCAGGAACAGCUGACUCAGGCAGGAGCCCCUACCUUCAGGCCCAGCACUGUCUACCAGGAGAAAAGACACAAAGAUGUGAGGGAGGAGAGCACUCUCCCUUCCAGGUGGCCUUCUAUUUACCUGGAGAGACGCCACCACCACCUUGGGCUGCUCCUAAGCUGCCCCUUCGACUGCAAAGGAGACUCAGUGUGUUCAAGGCACCCACCCGGGAUCAGGACCCCGAGACUCCUCUGAAGGCCCGAAAGGUACAUUUCUCCGAGAAAAUCACGGUCCACUUCCUUGCUGUCUGGGCAGGGCCAGCCCAGGCUGCCCGUCGUGGUCCUUGGGAGCAGCUCGCACGAGAUCGAAGCCGCUUUGCCCGCCGCAUUGCCCAGGCAGAGGAGAAACUGGGUCCUUACCUUACUCCCGCCUUUCGGGCCAGAGCGUGGGCACGCCUUAGAAACACGCCCCUUCCUCUGGCCCUCUCACCUCCUCCACCGCAGCGGCCUUGCUCCUCCCCUGGGGCCACGCCCUCCCCCCUUCCCCUUGAAGCCUCCCCUCCCAGUAGUCUGGACCUCGGUGGGAGGCGUGGCUAAGUCCAAGUCCUGUCCUGUUAUUUAUUUAUUUUUAAUAAGAAAUAAAGCCUUUUGAUUUGUAGUGA
This is a messenger RNA of Psammomys obesus (fat sand rat), 2195 nucleotides long. RefSeq names its product protein phosphatase 1 regulatory subunit 15A (gene Ppp1r15a). Gene Ontology annotation, biological process: response to endoplasmic reticulum stress. The coding region runs from base 220 to 2130 and encodes 636 amino acids. Gene Ontology annotation, cellular component: endoplasmic reticulum; protein phosphatase type 1 complex. NCBI's taxonomy places the organism in Eukaryota, Metazoa, Chordata, Mammalia, Rodentia, Muridae. Gene Ontology annotation, molecular function: protein phosphatase regulator activity. The record is from RefSeq and is a predicted model, not a curated record. The transcript has 3 exons.